UUUUUGAAGAACUGGAAGCACAGUUCACAGAAUACGCCAUGAAAGUUUCUUUUCUGGAGAUUCAUAAUGAGGAAAUAAUAGAUCUUCUGGCUCCAGAUGAGUGGGAAUUCACAAAUUAUAAGUUGAAGAAACCGAUAGCUCUCGUGGAAGAUGGAAAAGGAAGCAUUAUUGUUAGAGGAAUGGAAGAGAAGUUAGUUCGUUCUGCUGAUGAAAUAUACAAGAUAAUGGAUAGAGCUAGUGCAAGACGGAACGCCAUUGAAACUCUACUAAACCAGCAAAGCAAUCGUUCUCACUCCAUAUUUUCAAUCACAGUUCAUAUAAAAGAGUUUACUCGAGAGGGAGAAGAAGUGAUCAAAACUGGAAAGCUCAAUCUUGUGGAUUUAGCUGGUUCAGUGAAUGUUUUGAGAUCAGGUUCUGUAGAGGGUGUGGCAGAAACUGAGAAAUGUACCUUGGGGUUAUGCUAUGCAGGGCAGAUCAAGGGAAGCUGGAGGGAUAAAUAA
Phalaenopsis equestris is the source of this 500-nucleotide messenger RNA. RefSeq names its product kinesin-like protein KIN-5A. The coding region runs from base 39 to 500 and encodes 153 amino acids. The transcript is spliced from 2 exons. Gene Ontology annotation, molecular function: plus-end-directed microtubule motor activity; microtubule binding; ATP binding. Gene Ontology annotation, biological process: microtubule-based movement. NCBI's taxonomy places the organism in Eukaryota, Viridiplantae, Streptophyta, Magnoliopsida, Asparagales, Orchidaceae. The record is from RefSeq and is a predicted model, not a curated record.